Messenger RNA from Glycine soja, 936 nucleotides. RefSeq names its product transcription factor bHLH52-like. The record is from RefSeq and is a predicted model, not a curated record. The coding region runs from base 1 to 936 and encodes 311 amino acids. Gene Ontology annotation, molecular function: DNA-binding transcription factor activity; protein dimerization activity. Gene Ontology annotation, biological process: regulation of DNA-templated transcription. Lineage: Eukaryota; Viridiplantae; Streptophyta; Magnoliopsida; Fabales; Fabaceae. The transcript has 2 exons.
AUGGCACUAAGCACGUACUCCAACUGUGACACUCUUCAAAUUUCCAACUUAGAAACAAACACUUUCCAUGAAGCCAUGCCAGAAGAAGAAGUAGCAGCACCAAACCUCCAACACUUUUUUUCCUACUUAGAUGAAAGCUUCUUCCUUUCAAACACGCUUCUUGAGAACUACAUUGACCCAACUUUCGGUUUUCUCUAUCCUCCAGGGAUCAACCAUCCUUAUGAUCCCUUCACUUCACUCACUAGUCGUGAUGACAUUUUCCCGACUCAUGAAGAUUACAAUCUUCUCCCAUGCCCAAAACGCAAAAAAUGCUGCUACGAGGAAAAACAACAACAUCAAGAACACGUGUACUCUUCACUGCAAGAGAUUACCACACCAACCCUACUAUCCAAUUUAAUAGAUGGAUUUGUUGUGCCUUAUGAAAAUUGCUCCUCCUUCCAAGCAGAGGAACUCCAACAACCAGUCUUCUACGAGGUUACACAAUAUGGAGACCCUUGUGUGGAUCUUCAGUGUGAGAAGAGAGGUACCAAGAGACCAAUAUCUCCGCCGAGAGAAAGGAGAAGAAAGAUCACUGAGAAGACUCAAGAGCUUGGGAAGUUGGUUCCUGGUGGACCCAAGAUGAACACAGCUGAGAUGCUUCAUGCAGCUGCAAAGUAUGUUAAGUUCCUUCAAGCCCAAGUUGGGAUGCUUGAACUCAUGAACAUACUUGAGGAAGAUAAAGCUGAACCUCCUCCUGAAAAUAUACACGCUCUAGUUGUUUCUCCCCUUGUUCAAGAGAAGUUGUACACGGAGGAAAGGUGCUUUGUUCCAAACGGAAUUGUCACUACUUUGACAAAUCACGAGGAUGUUCACUCAAGACCUACCAUCCUUGAGGAUCUUAAACAGCUGAUUGGGACAGACAUUGAGAAGAAGCAAAGCAAGACUAAAUCUUCAUAA